AUGGCGUUUAUUCGACCGUAUAAGCCCUCUGACUUUGAGGGCAUGUCCCACAUUUGCCGCGAAACGCUCAACCCUGCCCUCCGUCCGUCUGUCGCAGGCCGUCGCCUCGCCCCCUAUUGCUGGACUCACCAGUACACGCACCUCUCGCCGACGACAUGCUUUGUGCUCGAUGACGGCUCCGGCAGGCCUGUGGGCUACUGUAUCGGGUGUCCUGACAUUCCCGCCUUCGUGGCCGCCUACGACUCGUACACCAAGGAGGUGCUGGACGUCUCGCCCGAGAUAACGCGGCCGGAGGAUCUGGAGCUCAAGGAGCCGCUGUUCUAUGAGGAUGGCAGCAUCAAUGAGGUGUUUCUUUCGAGGUUGGCGUAUAACCCGCAGUUGCUGCUGAUCGAUGGCAACGCGGACUUGUUGGCGGAGUACAAGGCGACGAUGCACAUUGAUUUGCUGGACGAGUUCCAGGGCAAGGGCUGGGGGAAGCAGCUCAUUAACAGCUUCGUGGAGAGCAUCAGGAACGUUCCGCAGAAGGACGGGAGUGUGAGCAAGGGCAUCUGGAUCGGCGUGGCGGGGGAUAACGGCAAAGUGCUGCCUUUCUACGAGAAGCAGGGCUUCAAGCUCAAGGGGCGGCCUGUGGAGGGCAAGACCUUUUUCUUGGUUAGGGAAUUUUAA
Molecule: messenger RNA, 666 nt
Organism: Trichoderma virens Gv29-8
Lineage: Eukaryota; Fungi; Ascomycota; Sordariomycetes; Hypocreales; Hypocreaceae
Exons: 2
Coding region: 1-666 (221 amino acids)
Molecular function (GO): acyltransferase activity, transferring groups other than amino-acyl groups
Source: RefSeq, a predicted model, not a curated record